This is a messenger RNA of Acanthosepion pharaonis, 1011 nucleotides long. NCBI's taxonomy places the organism in Eukaryota, Metazoa, Mollusca, Cephalopoda, Sepiida, Sepiidae. The record is from the annotation of a GenBank genome assembly.
AUGAAGUUGCCAAAUUUGUCUGUCUUAUUACUUCUGUCUCACUGGCUAAAUUUCUUUUCCUUCUCUCAUCUCACUCACUGUUCAACAGCAUUUCUCAUUGACUUUCUUUAUCUGUCUCUGCUUGUCCAUAUUACCCUUAUAGUUUCUAUGUUCCAUAGCUUACAAACUAUCUCUUUCUUUCUCUUCGUAUCUCCUUUCCUUUUUCAUUUUUGCUUUUCUAGCUUUUGUCAUUCUUUCCAAUACUUAUCCACCUCUGCUCUCUCUCUCUCUCUCUCUUUCUCUCCUUCCUUCCUGUACUUCCCUGCCUUUACUACCUUGCCCUUUCUUUCCUGUACUACCUUGCCUCUGCUCUUUUCUCUUCUUUCUUUUUCAUAUUUCCCUGUCUUCACUCUCUCCUCUCUUUCUCACCACCACUCUCUCUCUCUUUCCUGUACUUCUCUGCAUCUGCUCUUUUUCCUUUCUUUCUUGUACUUCCCCCACUUCUACUCUCACUCUCUCUCCCUUUCCCAUAGUUACCCACCUUUGCUCACUCGCUCUCUCUUUUCCUGUAGUUCCCCACCUCACUAUUUCUCUUUCCUUCUCCACCUCUCUUUUACUUCUGUUCUGCUCUCGCUUAUUUCUCCUCCCUUCUUUCUUACUACAUCUUCCCUCUCUCUUUCUCAUACUACCCCUCUUUCUGCUCUAUUUUUCUUUAGUUCCCCUCUUUCUUCCUUCAUGCCUGUAAUUUCCCACUUUCUCUCUCUUUCUAAGGACAAAUACUAUACAAAAUUUUGUUUUUGCAAAAGAAAACUUUAUUUUCCGCGAGUUUCAAUUCAAUUUCUCUUUCCUUUCUCCCUACCUUCUUUACCCCAUCCGUUCCUCUCACUCGAUUCACUGCCUUAUUUAUUUAUUUUUUUAAUCUCCAACAGCUUAUCCUCAAACCUCCUUACAUGCUCCCCCCACACCAUUGCCUUCUCCCCCGCCUCUGCAUCACUAACAUCAUUCCCCAAAGUAGUAGUUCCUCUGAUAUAA